AUGGAACAGGUAACCAACGAUACUUUUAUAGUGAACAAUCAAAUCGAUGGUGAAAAACAUUACAUUGAACGACGGAGUAGUGCUAGAUAUCGUAACGAGAAUGAUAAUGAUGAAGGUGCAACAUGGAGUAUUAGCAGUAAUGGAGAUGUUUCACCUCAUUCAAAUGAACAAAGACUUGAAGAAAUCGAUAAACUCUCUGGAAAUGUAAAUAAUGAUGAAUAUCUUGAAUUAAUAAAUUCCUUGAAAAUAAAUAAUAAUAAACAAGAAUAUUUCUACGAUGGUAUUGAAGAAAUUUUAUCGAAUUCUGAUGAUGAACAAAUAAUUAAUAAUGAAGAUGAUGAACAUUUAUUUAAUGAUGAUGAUCGAAUAUCAUUUACACGUGAACAACUUGUUGAAUAUCAACAAAUAACAAAAUUACUUCGAUUUGUUAAAAAUGGUGGUCGAUGUACAGCUAUUUUAGCAUUAGCAUUAUUACAUGAUCAUAAUUUACAAGAUCGAGGUGCUUUUUCAGCAUUUAAAGAUUCAUCAACAAUAAGUGUUUUACUUAAUUUCAUUGAAAUGUAUGAUCGAGAUCUUAAAUUAAAUACCUUAUAUGUCCUGGAAGAUGCAUGUCAAAAUUCUGCAUUUACUUAUGAAAUAUUUCGUUUAGGUGGUAUAAUAACAAUUAUAAAUAGUAUGUGUUUAGAUCAUAUUGGUAUACAAGAAAGUUGUUCAAUUUUACUUAAACUUCUUUUAUUUCGUCGAGCAAGAAGAGUUAUACGACGUUUUGGUGGAAUUAGUAAAUUAAUAACUUUAUUAGAUGAAUUAAAUGAAAAUUUAAUUGAAAAUAAUCAAAGAAUAUCACAUAUAUUUCAAGUAUUUUUAUUAUUAUGUAAAUCAGAAAAAAAUAAAUAUGUUUGUAUUCGAUAUGGAAUUGGAAAAGUUAUAGUUAAAAUUAUUUUAAAUAUUUCAAAUAAUUCAUCAACAUCAAUUAUUUCAUUAUUUGCAAUUCUUCUUCAAAUACCGAUAUUUCGUUUACAAAUGAUUGAUACAAAUUUAAUAAUAUCUUUAAUAAAUUUAAUUGAUUUAACAAAUAUUGAACUAACUCGUGCUAUAUGUGAAUCUCUUUAUUAUUUAUCACUUGAUUUAAAUCUUUUACAACAUAUUUAUCAAUAUGGUUUUAAAAAAUUAAAAGGUUUAUUAGAACAAACCAAGGAUCCAUCAAUAUUUUGCUCAACGAUAAAUAUUUUAACAGAAUUUAUACGAAAUAAUGAAAAUAUAUCAAAUGAUAUUAUAUUAAAUAUGAUAAAAUUUUUUAAAGAUUCUUCAAAUAUUUUAUAUUUAUUACGUAUUAUUAAAUCUCUAAAUGAAUUAACAAAAAUUUCUCAAACAAUAGAAUUAUUUAAACAAGACAAAAUUUUUCCAGAUUUUAUUUUUUAUUUACAAAAUGAAAAUAAUUCAGAAAUUCAAUUAAAUAUUUUAUUUAUACUACAAAAAUGUGGAAAAGAUAAAGAAGCAUCAAAAAUGAUUAUUGAUAAUAAUGGUUUACAAGAAUUAUGGACAUUAUUUAAAUUAGCUUCACCAUCUAUUAAAAUAGCUGCUGGAUGGACGAUUAGAAAUUGUCUUGCUUCAAUUGAAAAUCAUGGUGAACUAAUACGUUCAUUUGAUGGUGUUUUUUAUUUAAUUUUAAAUACAUUAUCAACAGAAAAUAUUGAUUUACUUGCAGUUACUUUAGCAAUUAUUGCUGAAAUUGUUAAAGAUGAACAUAAUCUAGAAAUUCUAACAGAUCUUGGCAUUGUUUCAAAAAUUUCCCAGUUAAAUGAUCUAGAUUAUCCUCAGUUGAGAAAACCAUAUUGUGAUGCAAUAGCUAAUUUAUUAGAUUUACCGAAAAAUCAAGAACAAUUCGGUAAUCGACGUGUUAUGAUAGCAUUGAAAAAUUAUUUACAAGAACAAGAUUCAGAACUUUAUAAACCAUUAACUAAAAUUAUCUAUGAUCUUUCUUGUGUUCCAUCGAAUUGUGUUAUUUUACAUGAUGUUGGGAUAGCGUCAAAUUUACUUAAAUUGAUUGGUGAUGAUGAUCCAAAUGUUCAAGAAAAAUCUGCUAAUGCAUUAAGGAAUAUGCGUCAAUUACUUAAUGCUAAUAGACAAGUAGAACGGACUAUUAUUAAAGAUAUUUCUCGAGUUCCAACACAAAAGACAAUCGAUAAACGAGUUAAAUGCAUUUUAUAA
Messenger RNA from Rotaria sp. Silwood2, 2208 nucleotides. The record is from the annotation of a GenBank genome assembly. Lineage: Eukaryota; Metazoa; Rotifera; Eurotatoria; Philodinida; Philodinidae.